UUACAGAUCUGACGACACGUUGGGGUGAUAAGCAUGGCGGACAGUGAGGAGGAAAGCGUGAAGCUGAACAAGGAUGAAACAGUCGAAGGUUCGGGUAGUGAUGAUGAUAACAGUCCUCUUAACGGCUGCGAUGAAGAUGAAGCAGUGAAGACGUUUAAAGAUUUGGGUGUUACUGAGGUGCUGUGUGAAGCGUGCGAUCAGCUGGGAUGGAAGAGUCCCACAAAGAUUCAGGUAGAAGCGAUACCUGUAGCUCUGCAAGGAAAAGAUGUUAUCGGCCUCGCAGAGACGGGCUCGGGAAAGACGGGUGCGUUUGCUUUGCCCAUCCUUCAGUCCCUGCUGUCCUCCCCCCAGAGGCUCCACACCCUCGUCCUCACCCCGACCAGGGAGCUGGCCUUUCAGAUCUCAGAGCAGUUUGAGGCCCUGGGCUCUAGUAUCGGUGUGAAAUGUGCCGUCGUUGUCGGAGGAAUCGAUAUGAUGUCCCAGUCCUUGGUGUUAGCUAAAAAACCUCACAUUGUUAUCGCCACGCCGGGUCGAUUGAUCGACCACAUGGAGAACACAAAAGGCUUCUCUCUACGAGCUCUGAAGUUCCUGGUGAUGGACGAAGCAGACAGAAUCCUCAACAUGGACUUUGAGACCGAGGUGGAUAAGAUCUUGAAGGUGAUCCCCAGAGACAGACGGACCUUCUUGUUCUCUGCCACCAUGACCAAAAAGGUCCAGAAACUCCAGAGAGCCGCUCUGAAAGACCCCGUGAAGUGUGCGGUCUCCACUAAAUACUCGACGGUGGACAAACUGCAGCAGUACUACGUCUUCAUUCCCUCCAAGUACAAGGACUGCUACCUCGUGUCCAUCCUGAACGAACUCGCCGGCAACUCGUUUAUAAUUUUCUGCAGCACGUGUAACAAUGCCCAGCGGGUGGCGCUGUUGUUGAGGAACCUUGGCAUCACUGCGAUCCCGCUGCACGGACAGAUGAGUCAGAAUAAACGACUCGGAUCGCUGAACAAGUUCAAGUCCAAGUCUCGAUCGGUGCUGCUGGCGACAGACGUGGCGUCCAGAGGACUCGACAUCCCUCAUGUGGACUGUGUCAUCAACUAUGACAUCCCCACUCACUCCAAGGACUACAUCCAUCGAGUGGGACGAACAGCUCGAGCGGGACGCUCUGGGAAAUCCAUCACUUUCGUCACGCAAUACGAUGUGGAGCUUUUCCAGCGAAUCGAGAGCCUGAUCGGGAAGAAACUUCCGGCCUUUCCGACUCAGGAGGACGAGGUGAUGAUGCUGGUGGAGAGGGUGAGCGAGGCCCAGAGGUUCGCCCGACUGGAAAUGAAGGAGCAACAUGAGAAAAGGAAAAGGCCCAAAGGAGGAGAUCGAGACGAGGACGACACGGAGCAAGCGAGUGGAGUGAGGAAAAAAGUGAGAGGAGGAGGAGGCGGAGGAGGAGGCGGCGGAGGAAGAGGAGGAGGCGGCGGGAUGAAAAACAAAGGUGGAGCAGCCUGGAGGGGAGGGCGCUGAAGCCCCCCCUGACAUGAACAGACUGUACAUAACAACGUACCAUGCCAUUAUUGUUUUCUUAUUAAAAAGGAUUAUGACGAUGUACAA
This is a messenger RNA of Labrus mixtus (cuckoo wrasse), 1593 nucleotides long. It is a transcript of the gene ddx47, whose product is annotated as DEAD (Asp-Glu-Ala-Asp) box polypeptide 47. Bases 34 to 1506 code for a protein of 490 amino acids. The record is from RefSeq and is a predicted model, not a curated record. Gene Ontology annotation, molecular function: ATP binding; nucleic acid binding; RNA helicase activity. The transcript is spliced from 12 exons. NCBI's taxonomy places the organism in Eukaryota, Metazoa, Chordata, Actinopteri, Labriformes, Labridae.